UGGUCGGUGAGUAUGUAGAGAAUUAGGUCAAAUUAGGUUUUGGACCACAAAAUGGGAGUAGGGUUUGAUGGUUGAGAUUUCACACAACAUAGCCCACAAAGGAAAAAGGGUCAAGUGUGUUGUGGUAAGGAGGGACAAGAUAUGGAUCUUAGCAUCCAAUGGACAACUUUGAGCAUUAAAUAUUCCAUAAAAAACUCAUAUAUGUCACAACAUCAUUCAAGGCACUACACCCCAACUUCACCAUUUUAUUUUUUUACAAUUUUAAAAGAAUUAAAGCCAAGGAAUAGCAACGUACUUUCUUAAAUUUUAUAGCUUCUUGCUUUCAUUUCUCUUAAGCAUUCAACAUUAGACACUUCACCCUUUUAAUAAGAAAAUAUAGUAAUUACGUUUUUGGUCGAGUUUUUUCAAUUUUGGUCCAUUAAAGUUUUCUUUUGCCAUUUUGGUUCUUAUUUGAGGUUCUUGUAACAUUUUUGGUCCCUGUUCAAGGUAAAAUGACUUCCAAAUUUCAAAACUCAACUAUACUUAAGGACCAAAAAAUAUAUUGUAUUAUGAAAAGGAAAAUAGCAAUAUUUUAUAUAAAGUAAAUUGAAGCAUGUUAAACUAUAUAAAAGUAAGAUGCUAAAAAAGGAUGUAACUUUCUUACUUGGAUUAAAACUAAAGCAUGGGUGAUUAUGGGCACCAGAUAUUGAUGUCUUCUAAUGACCUGUCAACUCUUCAAUUGUCCAUACACCAUUGGUUGAAAGAGGUCCCAAAAACUUUAUUGAAAUUCGCAUGAUUUCAUGGACCCCACACUGCCAUUUUAAUUCCCGCAAAUCAAAACUAAAACUAAACCGCUACUAAUCUUUAGACACCUGUAACUAUGUAAGAAUGUAUCUUUUUCCUAAAAAUUGGCAAAUAGAUAGUAAAAGGGAAGUUAAAAAAUAUGGUUGUAACUGUAACCAAAUAAGUGCAAAGAUUGCAAAAUCUUUCUUUUUUCUUGUGACUUUUUCCAUGAAAAAGGAAGCUAAAAAGGCACCCUUGGGAGUCAGAAACUUUUAAAGGAGACAGUCUACACACGGAUCCUUAUCAAAUCUCUUUAAAUCCCCUCCUCUUUUCUUUAUUUCUAGCCAGAAAAAAAAAAUAAGAAUGAGAUCUUUAUCAUUCUUCAUAAGAAGCGUUAGUUUCACAAUCAUGUUGCUAAGUUUCUUAGCAAUUCAACUAAACCUCUGUUUUUCCAACACCCAAUUUUCCCUCCCGGAUUUACAAAUCAACGGGCAUUUCACUUUCACCAACAACGAAUUUGCGGCGAAAGAUUACGGAAACCAAUAUCAAUUCCUUCCUUUUGCUGUCCUGCACCCUGAGUCAGUGUCUGACAUAUCUGCAACCGUGAGCCAUGUGUGGGACCUCGGGCCAGGGUCUGGGCUCACGGUUGCAGCCAGGGGGCAUGGACACUCGAUUCAGGGUCAGGCUCAGGCGCACAGAGGGAUUGUGGUGAAUAUGGAGUCGUUGAAGAAACCGAAAAUGGAAUUUGAAUUUGGUUUUGAUUUUGGAUAUGUUGAUGUUUCGGGAGGGGAGUUGUGGAUUAAUAUUUUGAAGGAGAGUUUGAAGUUUGGAUUCGCGCCAAAAUCUUGGACGGAUUAUUUGCAUUUGACGGUUGGAGGGACGUUGUCGAAUGCGGGGAUUAGUGGUCAGGCGUUUUGGCAUGGUCCUCAGAUUAGUAAUGUCCGCCAGCUUGAAGUUGUUACAGGAAAGGGAGAGGUGGUGACGUGUUCUGAGGAACAGAAUGCGGAUCUUUUUAAUGGUGUUCUUGGAGGGCUUGGGCAGUUUGGGAUAAUUACACGGGCAAGGAUUUUACUUGAACCGGCUGCGGAAAUGGUGAUUUGGAUCAGAGUGUUGUAUUCAGAUUUUUCAACAUUUACUCGAGAUCAAGAGCGAUUAAUAUCCGCAAAAAAAUCAUUUGAUUAUAUAGAAGGACUUGUAAUUAUAAACAGAACAGGUCUUCUCAAUAAUUGGAGAUCAUCUUUUAACCCAAAAGAUGAUGAUGAAGCAAGUCAAUUUAAGUCAGAAGGAAAAACCCUUUUUUGCCUCGAGUUAGCAAAAUACUUCAAUCCAUCAGAUAACACUGGUGAGAUUUAUGAGGAAAUUGAGAGCAUGUUAUCUGAGUUGAGGUAUAUACCAUCAACAGUUUUUAUGACUGAAGUUACAUAUAUAGAGUUUUUGGAUAGAGUACAUACAGCAGAGAUAAAACUACAAGCAAAAGGGUUAUGGGAUGUUCCACAUCCAUGGCUAAAUCUUCUUGUUCCAAGUAGUAAAAUUCAGAGAUUUGGUGAUGAAGUUUUUGGGAAGAUUUUAGCAGAUACAAGCAAUGGCCCUGUCCUUGUUUACCCCGUCAACAAAUCAAAAUGGAGCAACAGGAGUUCAGCAGUAAUACCAGAUGAAGAUAUAUUCUACUUAGUGGCAUUUCUAUCACAAGCAAAUCCUUUAUCCACCAAAGGAAAAGAUAGUCUACAACAUCUACUGAGUCAGAAUAAAAAAAUCUUGGAUUUCUGCAAAGAAGCCCACUUAGGAGUCAAACAAUAUUUACCACAUUUUCUCACACAAGAUGAGUGGAGGGCCCACUUUGGUCAAACAUGGAAGACUUUUCAACGGAGGAAAAUGGCUUAUGACCCAUUAGCAAUCCUUGCUCCUGGCCAGAGAAUUUUUCAAAAGGGUAUAUUGGACUUAUGACCAAAAAUAAAAAUCAUAAUUAUUUUGAAAAGUCGAAAAUGACCUUUCAAAGCAACGUGUGGUAGUGGAGGAAUUUGAAAAAGAAAAAAGAAAAAAAAAAUCAUGACCUCCAUAUCAUUGACUCAAAUUAUCACAGGAGUUGACUUGGAUUUUCUUUUUCUACUUUUUUGGGAAAUUAACUCUUUUUUUUGAAAAGAGUUGGAAAAUUGGGAAUUUGGGUCAACAGAGUUUCUUGGAAGAGUCAAAGUUCAUUCUUUGAGAUUAAGUGCUUCUUGAUUUGAAUACUAAAGUCAAAAAGGCACUUAAUUGAUUCUAAAUUUGAUGUAAAUUAUCUUACAAGUUAUAAGAAAAUCUUUUUCUUUCUGAC
Lactuca virosa is the source of this 3073-nucleotide messenger RNA. The record is from the annotation of a GenBank genome assembly. Lineage: Eukaryota; Viridiplantae; Streptophyta; Magnoliopsida; Asterales; Asteraceae.